GUGAUGAAUGGAAUGAACGGCUUUUCGACUUGCGUUGGAGAUGGACAGGACACUCACAAUGGGGAGACUGGCAAUGAUGUGUGUGAUACCCAGUGGGAGAAACUUGGAGCAUGGUUUAUAGGACCAACAGCUGAAAAUAUAGACAAUUUCUGUGAAUUAGCCAUUGAAUCAAUUCGACAAAAUGUCAAACCACACAACUACUUUCCAAAUGAUCCUAAGAUGAUCUCUCCCGAAGUGAAAUCGUCAACAAAUUACAAAAAGGAAAUGGAAAAAACGAAAAUGGAACUUAAAUGCCUGAAUGACGCACUCACUGAAUCCAUACCAUACGCUAGUGUCAGAUACCAGGGUCAUAUGGUGUCAGAAGCGACGUUGCCUGCCAAAUUAGGUUACUUGGCAGCAUGGAUGACCAACGCUAACAAUGCAGCCAGCGAACUUGGUCCUGUAACAACGCGACUGGAAAUAGAAGUAGGAAAACAGCUCUGUGACAUGAUUGGUUUUGAGCAGACACACAAUCCAUGGGGACAUAUCACAAACGGCGGAUCCACGGCGAAUAUAGAGGCUUUGUGGGCGUCAAGGAAUAUCAAAUUCUUUCCAUUGGCGUUACAAAAGGCCAUUAAAGAAGAGCGACUGUUAUCCAAUGCUAAGGAAAUCAGCGUGUUCAUUCCCAGACUAGGGAGAAAACAGAAAAUCAGCAGCACCUCCACUUGGGACUUACUGAAUCUGGACCUGGACGACAUCGUAGGAUUACCUCAUGAAAUUCAACGACUGACGAGGAAAACUGCGACCGAUCUCAAAGAUGUUAUCAACAAGUACACACUCGCCCACAACGGAUUUGUCCAGUUUUACCUCAUGCACGGCCUCAGGACGGCGCCAAUAAUUAUAGCUUCGGCGGCUAAUCACUUUUCCUGGGGAAAGGCUGCGACACUGGUGGGUAUCGGGGGUCGUAACCUCGUCUGUGUCCCCUUCGAUCAAAAUGCACGGUUGGAUGUUAUAGCACUGCGGAAACUCUUAGAUGAAAAGUUGGCCAAGAAGGUACCGCUGAUUUCAGUGGUAUGUGUGGUUGGUACGACAGAGCACGGAGCCGUAGAUCCUAUUUCAGACAUCCUCAACCUUAGAGCUGAAUACAGAGCAAAGGGACUCAACUUUUACAUACUAGCAGAUGGGGCCUGGGGAGGUUACUUUGCUACCUUGUUAAGAAAACCUAAAGAUGGUGACCAAUUACUGCCUAAUUUUCCUAUUAGUAAAUACACACGAGACCAACUGAACUGUCUAAAGUUUGUGGACACCAUGACCAUAGAUCCCCACAAAUCUGGAUACUGUCCUUAUCCGGCCGGGGGUCUGUGUUACAGAAACGGACAUAUGAAGUCAUUCAUCGCCUUUGCUACAGACAUGGUGUUCAUGGAUGCCAAUACGGUUAUCAAUUGUAGUGGAAUCGAGGCAUCCAAACCGGGGGCGGGGCCGGCCGGAGUGUACCUAGCUCAUAAGGUGAUUGGAUUGCACAGUUCCGGCUAUGGACGAAUCUUGGGACAGUCGAUGCUUGGUGCUAAACUAUUUUACUGUGCCUGGCUGACUGCUGCCAAUACCGACGACAGCUUUGUAUGUGUUCCUUUGACUCCGAUCCCUGAAGCGUUUGACUACGACGAGGAAUCAGCUAAAGAGUUUAUCAGAGACAGAAUCCUCCAUGCAUCGUAUGAGGACAUUGUGACGGAUACAGAGGUGAUGAGUUUUCUGUCAGAGGUCGGUCCUGAUGUAGCCAUCAACGCCUUUGCUGUUAACAUGAAGGGCAAUACCAGUGUUGACAAGUGCAACCGUCUCAACAUGGCCGUGUUUGACAGACUGUCCCAGACAGAUCUCGAACGUAAGACCGUUCGUGAUGUGCCACUCUUCCUUACAAAAUCAAGACUGACUCAAAAAGAAUGCUUCAAAAUAUCGAAUUCCUUCAAAAAGCGUCUUGGAUUAUCGGCCGAGUCUGGCGGUGUCCUCAGUUUUCUGAAGAACACCGUUACUAACCCCUGGACGGCGGCUGACCACACGAUACAGAUGCUUGUCCUAAACUUCCGGAAGGUUGUCAUUCAGUGUGUCACAGAGAUUGAUUGACAAGUCUUAAGGAACCGCAAAGAAUUCACAUCGCCAUAAACUGUACACACGUAAAACAAGUAGUUAAUUUGAUAUAGUUAUAUACCUGUACAUUUAAACUACCUCAGUAUGUAUUAGUUGGAGAACAACGGAAACCAAUGUGGAAGAUUAUUUUUGUAUUGCUGUAACGGGUUUUCCUCAUAUUUAUUUGAAAUAUUCAUAAUGUGUGUACAAGUAACAUGCACGUAAAUUCAAUUCUAACAGUGUGGACAAUUAUAUUCAAUUGUAGUUCAAACCACGUAGUUUAUAUAUGAUGUGAAAUAUGGUUUAUCGACAUAAUAUUUCAGCUGACUUUCUUUAUCACACUUUCGUCCUACGACUAAAUAGUUACGACUAGCUAUGAUAUCACAAACUGUCACCAUUAAAGGAACAGCAAGUUUAGAUAGCCGUGCUACAUAUCCGAUAAAGAGCAAUGGGCUUUAUUUCAACAACAAUACGCUGCUUAUACGACGCUGAAAGAAAAUUCUUAACGCUAAUGCCACCAUUCAUAUUAAGCUUAAGCUUUUCCCCCAUUUUGUUAAAAUCUGAAUAAAUUCCCGAAUUUAUCGUGAUUCGUCCCUACAUAUUGUAUCUAACCUCCGGUUUUAUAAGUACUCAUUUUGGGGUCAUUCUAGUUUAUUCAUUUGCUAAUUAAACAUAUUUCUAUAUCAUUGA
This is a messenger RNA of Pecten maximus, 2790 nucleotides long. RefSeq names its product L-tyrosine decarboxylase-like. Gene Ontology annotation, biological process: carboxylic acid metabolic process. Gene Ontology annotation, molecular function: pyridoxal phosphate binding; carbon-carbon lyase activity. Lineage: Eukaryota; Metazoa; Mollusca; Bivalvia; Pectinida; Pectinidae. The record is from RefSeq and is a predicted model, not a curated record.